AUGGAGGAAGUUGGUAACAGGUACUUUACCAUUUUGUUGGAUAGCAACUUGUUUCAAGAUGCAAAGAAGGAUGCUUAUGGGAAUGUUUUGUACUGCAAAAUGCAUGAUCUUGUGCAUGAUAUGGCACAAUCCAUUUCUGAAUGUAAAACUUUAAGGUUGAAAGAGUCAACAGAAGCUGAUUUUCAUGACAAGAGUUUUCGGUAUCUUGCAAUUGAGAGAAGUGAAGAAGAAAUACUACCAUUUCCACAGAAGGAGAGUUUCAGGUACAUAACAACAUUAUUUUUACUGGAGAACAGAUCAAUUGAUGAUGGUUUGAUCAUCUUUUUGGCUUGCUUGCGAGUGCUAAACAUAGCUUCAUCAGAUGCGAAGGAGCUUCCUAAAUCAAUUGGCAAGUUGUCUCAUUUAAGGUAUCUCGAUUCAUCAAAUACUCCAAUGGAAACUUUGCCGGACUCUCUUUGCAAACUUUACAAUCUACAGACGUUAAGACUUCGAAAUUGUGAAUCAUUGACAAAGUUUCCAAACAAUUUCAAGAAUUUGGUGAAUCUGAGGCACUUUGACUUUUUCCACAAGGAUAAAUCAAGUGAUCUAAUGCCUCUUGAAAUCGGACAAUUGCGUUCUCUCCAAACAUUGCCAUUUUUAAAUAUUGGUAAAGAGGCCGGUCGACAAAUUGGACAAUUGGGGAGUUUAAAGAAUCUCAGUGGAAGUUUUGAAAUACGAAAUCUGCAAUUGGUGACUAGUAUGGAAGAAGCCAAGUCUGCGAAACUGAUUGACAAGCCAAACAUUGAUGAGUUGAAAUUAUUGUGGAAUAAAAUAGAAAAUCCGAGAGAGAAUGACAGUGAAUGUAAUCAAGUGUUGGAAGGCUUGCAUCCUCACCAAAAUUUGAAGUGUUUGAUAAUUGAAAGAUUUUUUGGUGAUAAACUUUCUACAUGGAUUGGAGAACUUGGGAGAUUGGUGAAAUUUAAAUUGCAAAAUUGCAAAAACUGCAAAGAGUUACCAACUCUUGGACACAUGCCCUUCCUCAGAUCUCUUCACUUGGAAGGACUUGAUAGCAUAACAAGCAUAGGCCCUUCUUUUUAUGGCAGAUCAGGUGUGCAUAGUGGCAGUACCAGUCAAAGGCCCCUAAACUUGUUUCCAGCACUUGAAGAUCUCAUUCUAGAAAAUAUGCAAAAUUUGAGGGAAUGGACGGAAGCAACAGUUCAUGAUGGGACAGUGGUAGUGUUUCCGGUCCUUCAUACGGUAAGGAUUACUGAUUGCCCUCAAUUAGCCACUUUUCCAAGUCAUUUUCCACAUCUUAAGGAAUUGAACAUCGAGAAAAUCCAAAAUGGAUCAGCAUUAAUAACACAUAUUUGUAGUGGAGUCAGCACUCUCACUAGACUUUCUAUUGAGAGUGUGACUGGACUCACCAAAUUACCAAAUAUGUUAUUCCAAAAUAAUCCCAAGCUUGCAGAUCUCGAAUUAAGAGAUUGUGAAGAUUUGGCCCAAUUCUUGGAUUUUUCAUUUGAUGUUCCUCAAACUUCAAAAGGACCAAAUUACCAAUCAGUAGCUGAGCACACUUGUAUCGACAAUAAUGCUCCUCAACAUUUGGUUGGCCUUGAUUCCCUAGAGUCAAUUUCAAUCCCCAAGGGAAGAAAAUACCUCACUGCCUUGCGACAUUUAUGGAUUGUGGCCUGCAAUGGGUUGACCCACUUGUCCAUCCCCCAAAUAUCUGAGUCAGAGUGGGAUUCCACUUCUUCACCCUUCUCCUCCUCCAGUAAUUGUCCUUCUCCUCUUUCUCUUGAGAGACUGGAAAUAUUCUUUUGCCCCAAUCUUAUCUCCUUUCCAAUUGAUUUAACUCGAACACCUUCUCUCUCUUCCCUGGACAUAUCAGACUGUAAGAAAUUAACUGACUUGCCCAAGGGGAAGCUUUGUUCUCUUACAAGGUUGAGAUACUUAUACAUCGGACCAUUCUCAGAAACCACCACAGAGUUGCAUUCCUUCCUCGACCUCUUUGAUGCUCUCCCACCACCGCACCCCUACUUCCCCUCCCUUUCAAUGUUACAUCUGCAUGGAUGGCCUCAUUGGGAAUCUCUGCCCGAGCAACUUCAGCACCUCUCUGCCCUGACAGAACUUUGGCUAUAUGGUUUUGGAGUAAAAUCAUUGCCCGAUUGGUUUGGAAAGCUUUACUCACUUGAAGAACUCUAUCUCUGUGGACAGCAGCAGCAGCAGCAGUAUCGACCCUAA
Messenger RNA from Coffea eugenioides, 2220 nucleotides. Its product is annotated as putative disease resistance RPP13-like protein 1. The transcript has 2 exons. The coding region runs from base 1 to 2220 and encodes 739 amino acids. NCBI's taxonomy places the organism in Eukaryota, Viridiplantae, Streptophyta, Magnoliopsida, Gentianales, Rubiaceae. The record is from RefSeq and is a predicted model, not a curated record.